This is a messenger RNA of Anopheles aquasalis, 705 nucleotides long. RefSeq lists its product as uncharacterized. Lineage: Eukaryota; Metazoa; Arthropoda; Insecta; Diptera; Culicidae. The record is from RefSeq and is a predicted model, not a curated record.
UUUCUUUUUUCUUUUCUUUUUGCACACUGGUCACCUCCUGUGUUAAGGGGCCAAACCGUUAAAAUGCAGGAAAGCUGGGAAAACUGAAAUUCCUCGACAGGCCGUCGGUUGGCAAAGAACGAGAACGUCGUCGAGUCGAGAAGAUGAGUAACGUCCUGGUUGCAGCACUAGUGUGUGCUCUUUGUGUGGAGGUUUUUGCGAAUCCUUACCCACCAAGAAAAACUUUCGUGGAAACGCCCGUCCAUGCCGGUAGCUUCGGUCCGGGGCAAGGUAAAAUUGUCCCGAAACGGGGACCACCGGUAAGCCACCAGCACGGAACUGUGCAGCAGACUAAGAUUGGUGCACCAUCCCCGGCCGUGCACGUCGGGACGAAGCCGCAAGGAGCUGCUAGCUACUCUACGGGACCGAUUAAAAUAGGUCCGAAGCGCGUACCACAGGGACAACACAGCCAUGGAAGUGGUCAGUUUGUGAAAAACUAUCCACCACCACCAGCUGCGACUCACUUUGGGUCGCCAAGUCACGGUUCCAGCAUUGGUGUUGCACACGCUGGAGUUGCACACGUGGGUGCUAGUAAUCAGAACCGCGCUAAGCACACCCAAACCGUCCCUGUGAUCGGUCAUGGUGCCAGAGGAUACGAGCAUCGUCGAACGCACGCCCAGCCACAACACGGUUGAGAGGUGCGCGCGUACUGAGGUUAAUGGUUAU